UAGAUUAAUUAUUAUACAUGCAGCAACGCAUGCAUACAUCAUACUAAUAAUAUUCAUGUAUAUGAAUAAUAUUGACUGAACACCCACCAAGUCUAACAGUGGGCGGGCUCAGUUAUUUAAACCAGAGAUAACUCUCUCUGUUUAAACUAUUCAGUAAAGACUGCUAAAAUAGCCACCUCAGCAAAAAAUGGACCAAGGGAAUAUGUGGAUGAGAAAAAAGAAGCCUAAGUUAAGAAGAUGCAAGAAUUGCUCAAACUUGGUUGAUAGGUGUUCAAACAACCAAAGAUUCCAAAGAUUCUGCGCCAUACUUACUACACUCUCAUGGAUAGGUUUCAGAAUAAUAUGUUUUAUUACUUGUCAAUAUGUACCCCAUGAAAUAAAAGGCAGUAGACUUUUCUCGGAUAGGAAUAAUGAAAGAUUUAAGACUUUCCUUAGCAGUCUCUUUACUAUCUACACAGUAGCUUUUAUUGUAGGGAUUGGAUCUCUUGUUAAUAUUUGGCCAACAGCAUUGAUAUUCUAUGAUGCAAUAGCUUGUCCUAUUCAGUAUUUCAGUGUGUGUUACACCAUAUUGACAUAUGAUAAGUCAAGUACAGGGGAUGGUUUACCUAAUCUACUGUUAGAUGCAACAAGCAAUCCAGACCAGAUAAAUGACAAUAUCACAGCCAGUGAAAUAAAAAAUUUCAUAGCAUAUGAACAGUUUGUCCUACUAUUCUCAACAGUUUCAGGAACAAUAUCUUAUCUUAUUUUUAUAUAUUGUGUCCUGUGUCCUCUGUAUAUUAGAAAACAUGAACCAUGGGUUACAAUACUUGGUAAAGAUGAAUAUGUGACUGCUGGAAAUCAAAAUGUUCCUAGAGGUGAAAAUGUUCCUGGAGGCGAAAAUGUUCCUGGAGGCGAAAAUGUUCCUGGAGGCGAAAAUGUUCCUGGAGGCGAAAAUGUUCCUGGAGGAGAAAAUGUUCCUGGAGGAGAAAAUGUUCCUGGAGGUGAAAAUAUUCCUGGAGGUGAAAAUGUUCCUGGAGGUGAAAAUGUUCCUGGAGGUGAAAAUGUUCCUGGAGAUGAAAAUGUUCCUGAAGGUGAAAAUGUUCCUGGAGGUGAAAAUGUUCCUCAAGGCAAAAAUGUUCCCGAAGUACUGAGCCCACUUCAUCCAUUUAAUGACAAUUACAAUCAGACCAAUGAUGAAAAUGGCAAAAAAACAAGUACUGAACUUGAUGGGAAUGAAUGGAUCAGGUUUUGGAUAUUUUGGUUAUUCAGCAUUGCUCUGCUGAUUAGCAUGUGCAUAGUGUUCUUCAUUCACUACAAUAAAAGACAAUUUCUCCCACAAAGCAGUGGCAUCACAUAUAAAUACAAUACUGCUGCCACUGCAGUAUUUGAAAAAGUCACAGCAGCAGCAUACUUCUACUCGCUUUUCUGCACCAUAUCAACUUGUUUCAUUUUCUCAAAGGUGAUGUAUGGAGUGCAGAACAAAUGCAAGGGUCUGUUCAAGAAUAAAGACACAAUUGAGAACUUUAUGGAAGAAGAUAAGAAUUUCAUUAGAAGGGCCAUUGAAACUCAGACACCAUUUGAAAUGUGGUUCUUCAUCCAUUGGGCUAUGUAUAUCAUAACUUCCUUUCUCUCUCUCUCAUUUUUCUUUGAAGCCAUUAACAAGAAGAUACAAGCUACAUUAGUCGAUCAUGACUCUGGGAUUGGCUUUCAUAAUUUAGAGCUUGCACUAAUUGCUUUACUUGCACUGUCUAAUUCCUUCUUCUUCCUUUAUCCAUGUAUCAGAGCUGCUGGUGUCACUGAGUCAAGAAAGAGCCUCAUUCGUGAUGUGAACAAUAGCAUUAAUUUUAAAAAUAAUAAUAACAAGAAAAAUGAUAAAAGGAAAGCUUUCGUUAAUUACCUGAAGGAAAAGAAUUAUGGCUUUCGUCUGAACAUCCUUUGUGCUCAUGUCAAGUUCAACCUCAACAUUGCCUACAUCUCAAUAUUCAUUGGACUGUUAGGUGUACUCAUUAAAGUUGGUAGUAGCAUUUAACAUAAACACUGCAUGCUUGCUUUACAUUUGUGCUUUGUUUAGUAUAUUUUAGCUAGGCUUGUUUUUACAUCGAUAACUUUUGGUUUCUAUGUAUACAGAAUAACUCUAGUAUAGUUAUCUUGCUAUUGCUAUAAUUGUUUUAUCAUUUUAAU
Messenger RNA from Amphimedon queenslandica, 2160 nucleotides. RefSeq lists its product as uncharacterized. Bases 188 to 2008 code for a protein of 606 amino acids. The record is from RefSeq and is a predicted model, not a curated record. Lineage: Eukaryota; Metazoa; Porifera; Demospongiae; Haplosclerida; Niphatidae. The transcript is spliced from 3 exons.